Messenger RNA from Cylicocyclus nassatus, 2716 nucleotides. The record is from the annotation of a GenBank genome assembly. NCBI's taxonomy places the organism in Eukaryota, Metazoa, Nematoda, Chromadorea, Rhabditida, Strongylidae.
AUGUCUGGUGAUAAUAGCAUGAUAUUCAUCUUUUUUAGUCCGAUGCACUCCAGUGAUGUUUUCCAAAAAGGCGCUAUUAUAGCGCAAUUACACCACAAGUCGAUACAGAACCGUGCAAUGCCGGUGGUUGUGGAUUUUGAUAAGCAGAUAGGAGAACCGCAACGUGUACCAGGCGUCGGUUGGGCUGUUCCUUGCGAUGUAGUGGGAUUGACUAGCAAGAAAGCCAAGAUGGUGAAGGUCCGUUUUCACCCCUCUGUAGAUGGUUUGAGUCGCCUGGACCAGCACGUUGCCAGUGCGGCUACUAGGGACGGUCUGAAGUUUCUCGACGCUUUGUUAGACGGCAGCGACUGGACACGUCAAGAGGUGAAACCUGUCGAUCCUCGCAUUGGUUACCUUGAGAGGAUAGCUCAUUUUCUGCAUACCCGCGAGCCUACGGUGUCCUUCAACAGUCGGAGUUUGGACCUAAUCUGGUCGCUUCAUCCGGAGUCACAUUCCAACGGGAAACUCGACAAGUUCUUAGCGGAUGUUCGUUGUUCACUUCACAAUCACUCCAUUGCAACCGCGAUAAUUGCAAAAGUACAAACGGAAUCCAGUAAAACAGGAGCAAUUGGUCAGAAAGUAGAAGUACUUUUCAACAAGAAUGAACUCGUAUGGCCGCUAUUGCGGUUGUCUUUACCGAAGGACUCUGAUUAUUUACUGGCUGGUACAAUAGAAGAUUGCUGGCAGCUGAACAACGAUGACUGCAGUUUACGAAUAUCAUUCCCUCGUGUUGCUGCUGAAAUUCAAGAGCAUCUACCAGUAACGCUACCUCGCGAAUUCCAUCUAGCUGUGAUUGAUAGACAUGAAGAAAUACCAGUUAUCAUGCAAUCGUGUCAAAUGCGUGUGGACGAGCUUCGUCUGCGUCUGGAACAAUCUCUAGCGUCUUUCCAACACUCCUCUCAACAAAGGGACAAGGCGCGCUCGCUCCGCAUCGUGCGCCAGAACGACAUCGAGGCGAUAAUCGAAGUCAACAACCCUGGGGAACGUUCUCGCUUUGAUCGUCUUCUGGCAACAUCGCCUUUGAAUGUGAUAUGCUGUAAUGGCGGUGCCUCUGCUCAGGCGGUUGCAUCCAGCCCGGCAGAUUCAACUGAUUCUGGUGUGGCUGUCUCACCGUUAUCAUCGCCCUUUAGCAGUGCCAAGUACUCUCCGUUCCAACAGCAUUUGGGCGCGAACCGACAACGUUCUGCGAGCGAUUGUGGUGAUUGGGAUGGCGUCGUACUGAAGAGCAUCCUCAAAAAACCUCAUCGCAAUGAUCGCUUCUUGAGGUCCCAAUCGGAGUCUCAGCAUAGCGGCUGCGGAGACAUCACGUCGCAGCUCUCGCUACUAAUGGAAUCGACUACGGAAGUUGAUGAAAAUGAAGAGCGGGCCGAUUUAGACGGCGAAGUGGUUACUGAGCAUCGAAAGAAACGCGUCUCAUUUAGCGAAAAAGUGCAGGAGCGACGUUUUCGCGUUGGGCAAUACGGAAAGAAGAAAGGGAACGAGCUCAGAGCGAGGAGAGUAACGAUGAUAGUCGCGGUGAUGAUGGCAGCUUUGACAACGACGAAAAGCCCGGUUUACGGUCUGAUCGUCAAGAUAGUGGAUUCGUUGACGGCGAUGAUGAUUGUAAUGGCGUUGAAGAAGUUACACCAGUACAACCUGAACAAGAUGUUUGUAAAAAGGAUCGUUGGGAAGAUACGGCUAGUAAACAGAGAGAGGUUGCCACUCAUUAGCUAGCUUCCAAAAGAGAGUUAGACGUUCCAGACGCGGAUUUUGCAGUUGACCAUCUUUUCUGUGUGAAAAUUGCUGUACAAAUUGAGCUUCUAUUUAUAUCUAUUCUUGGGUUCACCAUUCCUUAUUCAAUAAUGUUCCUUCCUUUUACGUUGUAGUCAAGUUGAGAAUGUACAAAUGUAGUCAUUUUUUCCCGGACGUAAAAGCCUUCAAGUAACGAGAGAUAUUUAUUCCGGGUGUUUGCAGUUUCUCUUUGAGUUAACUUCGUAGAGUUUUAGUGCCGUAGUAAUUUCUGUAGCGAGUUGUCAUAAUUUUACCUCCUUAAGAGGAAAAUGCGUGCAGUUUCGUAGUCUAUGUCCUUCCAGUAGCUGAAGGCCGCAUAUCUCUAAAGUUCAAAUGUACAUAUGUAUCCCUGCCGUGUGAUUAGAACCUCUUCUCUCAAUAACGAAUUGGAACUGAUAAUCAAGUUUAUUUUUCGUAAGUCUAAGUUAUUUUAUUUCAUUGUGUUGUUGAUUUAUCGUUAUCGCUAUUUCUAGUUAGCUUUGUUUUCAAAGAAAUUCACGAAAAUCUACAAAAAAUACGGGGGAGAUGGGCGUGUAUGGUUGUAUGUAUGUGUAUAUUGAGUGGUGUGGUUUUCGUUACUGUAUCAUUGCAUCUUCCCAUUUCCUUAUUCUUCCACUAGUUGGUGUUAAAUACUGAAUCUGUAAAUGAACACGCGCAUAUCCUUUUUGUGGUGUGAUCCUUACUGAUCCUGCAGCUCGUUUUAUAUUUCCCCCUCAAUCGGAUAACUCGUACCAAUGUUUCGUGUAGGCUUCUCUUGUGGUUUGUAGAACUGCUCAUGGUCUAGCUUCGCUUCCUGACAAACUUAUUGUAUGUGGUAGAAUAAAAGUUUUAUAAGUUUUAUGAUUGAAUAGGCAAACUGAAAAGGAAGCAUACAUGAUGCAAUGAUUCCCAGUUGUGUAUUUCGUCA